This is a messenger RNA of Talpa occidentalis (Iberian mole), 4444 nucleotides long. RefSeq names its product zinc finger protein 529 (gene ZNF529). The coding region runs from base 157 to 1794 and encodes 545 amino acids. NCBI's taxonomy places the organism in Eukaryota, Metazoa, Chordata, Mammalia, Eulipotyphla, Talpidae. The record is from RefSeq and is a predicted model, not a curated record. Gene Ontology annotation, molecular function: RNA polymerase II cis-regulatory region sequence-specific DNA binding; DNA-binding transcription repressor activity, RNA polymerase II-specific. The transcript has 6 exons. Gene Ontology annotation, biological process: negative regulation of transcription by RNA polymerase II.
CUCACAGGCCCUGGGGCGCCCAACGAACGUCGUCUUCUGGCUCAUUUUCCCCCAGCCUCGCGGCCGCCGCUCUCUAUGUGGUUCUCCUAAGUCCCUUGUUGGUCCUGCAGUUAUGCCAGAAAAGGCCUCUGAAGUGGAGGAGCGCAUUGCUGCUUAAUGGCCCAUUCAAGAAUUCUCACCAGUUUCACUUGGGAGUGUGUCUGUGGAGCAACUCCUGCUAUGCCAGCAGAAUUUGCAGACCGAUUCCUCGCAGAUCUAACCAUGGGCCACGAAUUGGUAACAUUCAGGGAUGUGGUCAUCAGCUUCUCUCAAGAGGAAUGGGAAUACCUGGACUCUGCUCAGAGGGACUUAUACUGGGAUGUGAUGAUGGAGAACUACAGCAACUUGGUCUCGCUGGAUUUGGAAUCCAAGUAUGAGAUAAAGACUUUAUCGGUAGGAAAGGGCAUUAUUGAAAACAUUGGUUCUCAGUGUGAGAAAGUAAAAGAAAGUACUGAUUUCAUUGGUCUUGAGAGCACCAUUUGCAGAAAUGACAGGCAAAGCACAAACAAGAUUGAAGUACAAGUAUCUGCAAUGGCAUGUUUCCAUCAAAAGAAAACCACCACAGAAAAAGUACCCAAUUGCAAAAAUCAGGUGUCUCUUACAAUGCAUCAGAGAAAUCAUGACAGCAAGAAACCUUGUGAGUAUAAGGGAUGUAGUAAGGUCCUGAACUGUGACUUAAAGUUUGAUGACUAUGAGAAAAUAUACAGUGGUGAGAAAUUCAAUGAAUGUGAUAGAUGUUGGAAAACCUUUGGAGUUGAUGACCCACAUAACCUACAACUAAAUAUUCAUACUGAUGUGAAACCCUGUCUGUAUAUGAAAUAUGGGAAUGCAUUUAGUUUUUAUGAAGACCUUAGAGCACACCAUAAAAUUCAUGAUGAUCGGAAGUGCUAUAAAUAUAAGGAGUACAAAAGGACCUUUAGGAGAAAUGAAGAAACUACUCCACUUGAAAGAAUUCACAGUGGUGAGAAACCUUAUGAAUGCACUUUCUGUGGGAAGUCCUUUAGAGUUCACGCACAACUUAAUCGACAUCAGAAAAUCCAUACUGAUGAGAAACCUUACAAAUGCAUGGAAUGUGGAAAGGACUUUAGAUUUCACUCACAGCUAACUGAACAUCACAGAAUUCAUACUGGUGAGAAACCAUACAAAUGUGAACAGUGUGAGAAGUUCUUUAGAAUUAGUUCACAGCUUAUUGAACAUCAGAGAAUUCAUACUGGUGAGAAACCUUAUGAAUGUAAAGAAUGUGGAAAGGCUUUCGGAGUCUGUAGAGAACUUGCCCGACAUCAGCGAAUUCAUACUGGUAAGAAACCUUACAAAUGCAAGGCAUGUGGAAAGGUCUUUAGAAAUAGUUCAUCCCUGACCAGACAUCAGAGAAUUCAUACUGGUGAGAAACCCUACAAAUGUAAAGAUUGUGGGAAAGCUUUUGGAGUAGGUAGUGAACUUACAAGACAUCAGAGAAUUCACAGUGGUCAGAAACCUUAUGAAUGUAAAGUAUGUGGAAAAUUCUUUAGACUUACUUCAGCCCUUAUUCAACACCAGAGAAUUCACAGUGGUGCGAAACCCUACGAAUGCAAGGUUUGUGGGAAGCUCUUUAGACACAGUUCAGCCCUUACUGAACAUCAGAGAAUUCAUACUGGAGAGAAACCUUAUGAGUGCAAGUCAUGUGGGAAGGCCUUUAGACAUAGUUCAUCCUUUACAAAACAUCAGAGAAUUCAUACAGGCAGUAACCAGCCAGGAUGGAGAAGUCAUUUGGAGUAACCAGCUCCAAAUGGAAAGAGCACUUUUAAAUAUUUGAUAAAAAGGAUUACUCUAGUUUAUCAGUCUCUUUAUAAAAAAAAAGGAACAAAUAUACAACUAUUAUAAUGAUUAUAAACAAAUCAGUGAACUUAUGAUAAAAGUUUUUAUUAUAUUACCAUGGCUUCAACAGGGUUUUUUUAAGAUCUAUUUUUAUUACAAUUUUCCUCUAUACUCCAAGUGUUAACUUACUGGGUUUUGGCAGUUGAAUAUUCAGUAGACCUUUGAUUUUAGUAAUCUUACCUGACUCCAAAACAAAGAAAUGAGACAGUCACAGAGAUAAUAUUGCAAACCUUACCUGUUUUAUCAUCCCUUUCUUAGUCAGGACAAUUGACACUAGUUAUACACUAAAUAUGAUCAAAAAGCACUGGUUAUUAUAAUUUUUUAAGAAAAUGUACCUAUUACCUUAAGUACCUAUUAUGUUACAUUUAUGUCAGAAUUAUUCACUAGAUUUUAAUUGCUGAAAUUCAUCUUUCCCAGAAACUUGACACUAACAACAGUAGUAAGGAAGCCAUUUUCUUGCUGGGUAUACUGAACUAUGUUUUUUUAAAUAUUCCUUGUUAGUAUUUUAUUUAACUUAGCAGUUACUCAAAACAUGUUAUUGGCAGAUAUUUCCUAUCUUACAUAGCAAGAGACUGAGUCCUUGUUAUUACCCUUUUAACGAGGAUGUUUGCUAUUUCAUACCUUUGAAAUUGAGAUUAGCACUGUUCACUGAGCUACCCUAUGAUCACAUUGCUGAUUCUCUCUUGAAGGGCACUCUGUGAGGUUAUUUUUUUUUAAUUUAUUUAUUUAUACAAGAACUGGGGUACAGGCCAGAUGCGUGGGAGGGUGAGAGGACUCACCAGAGAUAGAGCGGGGAACAGAACAGGCUGACUGACAAAAUACACUGCUGAGGGGAUCAGCAGGUGAGACAGGAGAGGUCUGCUGUGCCAUGUGGGUAUCUCCCUGGGCAGCAGGGAUCGAACCUGUGCUGCAGAGGCUGUGGACAACUUCACAGUGUGGCGCUCAGGCGCCUUCAUCACCAGGGAGGCCCUCUGUGUGGUUAUUUUAAGUUACUAACAACACUAAUUAAUUUCCUUCUUCUCCACAACUACCAGCCCUCCACUUCUUUGUGAGUUUUUUCCUUGCCUGCAUAUGCAAAUUAGAAUAAGCUAUCUAAACCUCCUAUACCAUGAAAUUAAGGCAAACAAAAUAACAGUAUAUCUUGGCACUUACUUUCUUGAGCAUCACUAGUGAAUAAAUGAAAAAUUAAUUAAUAUAACAUUUCUUUGUUAUGUCUCCCUUAUUUGUAACUGCAGAUACAUUUUGCUCAUAUUAAUUUUCCCUGAACUUUGUCAUGAACUCUUGUCAUUUUAUAUACUGUUACUCCAAUAAACCAUAAUUAUAUUGUUAACUCCUAUAAUGUGUUGCUUAAGUAUAGGAAUACAAAUGUGUAAUUAAGACUAUUUCAUUGUUGUGAGAAUGUCACAAGAGUGUACUCACACAAACCUACAAGGUAUAGCCUGCUACACGCCUAAGCCAUAUGGUGUAGCCUCUCCUGUAGCCUAGGCCACAAACCUGUACUAAGUACUGAUUGUAUCACGAUGUUAUUUCUAUAUGUAAACAUCCAGACAUUUUAAAAGACACAAUAAGAAUACAACAUUAAGACUAGAAAUGGAGGGCCUCCCUGGUUGCCUAAGGGGUAAGUCUUAUCACUAUCACUGCUAUGGCCUGAGUUCGAUCCCCAGCUAGCGAGCUAUCCACAUGGCACAACAGACCUCUCCUGUCUCACCUGCUGCUUCCCUCAGCAGUGUAUUUCAGUGGAUCUGACUAUUCUGCUCCCCACUCUGACUCUGGUGAAUCCUCUCACCCCGCCACACCUCUGGCCUAUACCCCAGUUCUAUGCAAGAAUAAAUAAAUAAAAUCUUAAAAAAGUAAACAAAAAUAAAAAGAUUACAAAUAGAACACUAACCAGAAAUGUGCAUGCAGUUGAGUGUCAGAGAGUGAUUGGUGAGUGAAAGAGAAGGCCUAGAACAUUACACACUACUCAAGGCUUUCUAAACACUGUAAUCUUAAGCUACCCUAAAUUUGUUUUAGAAAAAAUACUUUUCAAUAUUAAAUUAACCUUAGUUUACUGUAUAUAAACUUUUUGAUUAACUCUGACUCCUGUGUAGUGACUCUUAGCUUAUAAACACAUUGUAUAGCUACACAAGACUAUUUUCCUUAAGAUUCAUUUUUAUUUAUUUAUGCAUACAAAAUCUGGGGUAUAUAUUGCCAGAGGUGCAGGGGGUGGAGGAUUCACCAGAGACAGAGUGGGAAGCAGAACAGGCGGAUCGACUGACAUACACUGCUGAGGGGAUCAACGGGUGAGACAGGAGAGGUCUGCUGCGCCAUGUGGGUCACCUCCCUGGCCAGGGAUUGAAUUCGCGUUGAAGUGGCUACAGAUAGCUUCAUAGUGCCGACGCCUAACUCCUUGUGCCACCAGGAAGGCCCUCCCUCACUGUUCUUGAUUAUAGCUGGAAUGGGACAUGCCUGAGGAGCUGUAAUCAUCACUGACUGUCCUCUGUAUUCCUUAAUCAUAUUUGUUUCCAGGUAAAUCGCUCAAUGUGACCUCUUACUGGCAACAUUAGCAGCU